Colletotrichum siamense is the source of this 414-nucleotide messenger RNA. RefSeq lists its product as uncharacterized. The transcript has 3 exons. The record is from RefSeq and is a predicted model, not a curated record. The coding region runs from base 1 to 414 and encodes 137 amino acids. NCBI's taxonomy places the organism in Eukaryota, Fungi, Ascomycota, Sordariomycetes, Glomerellales, Glomerellaceae.
AUGCCGCUCAGGAGGAAAAUUAGCGUGAUGGCCAUGUUCAGUGUUGGGAUUUUCCUCACUAUUGUUAGCAUCAUUCGGAUCAAGAGCCUGCUAGACUUUGCGAAAACACCCAACAUUACUGCUGAGUUACUCGGGGGUGUAAUCUGGUCCCAUAUCGAGCUCUGCGUCGGAAUUGCGGUCGCCUGCAUGCCGGCAGCGAGACAUCUGGCAUGGAGGCUCUUCCCAAAGCUGCUGGAACUCAGUCGGCGCACUUUGUCAAAGUCCAGCAAGACAAAGCCUUCUGUGCAUGUGGAGGAGCUUCAGCCUGUCGCUAAGGGUCGACGCUCACUGAAGUCCGACACUACGACGACCCUCCAGUCAAACACGACCACAAUGGUUGACCCCAAUACGCCAAAUAGUGCACAUUUCCCGUGA